AUGGCGACACAUAAGUUGGUCGUGGAGGUCGUAAAUGCUUGUGGUCUAAUGCCGAAAGGCGGGCAAGGUUCUGCCAGUGCCUGUGUCCAGCUCAACUUUGAUGGCCAGCGGUUCCGCACGGCUGUCAAGGAGAAGGAUCUAAAUCCAGUGUGGAACGAGCGCUUCUACUUCGACCUAACUGAUCCGUCAAAUCUUCCCGAGCUAGCUCUUGAUGCAUAUGUUCACAACGUCAAAAAAUCGGACGAUGGUUUCAGGUUGUCCGACCUUGGCAAGGUCAGAAUUAGUGGGACCUCAUUCUUGCCCUUCCCUGAUGCCAUCGUCAUGCAUUAUGUGCUGACGAAACGCUGGCUGUUGUCGCAUGUGAAAGGGACGCUGGCUCUGAAAGUAUACAUCACUGAUGACUCCUCAAUCACAGCUUCAAUCCCUUCUCGGCAGAUCUAUAGUUCGAAUAACCUGCAAAGCAUAUUACGGGAUCAGAGUUCAGGACCACACAAUAUACCAUUACAAAACUUGAAAGAAAUCACAAGCAACUUUUCUGAUGAGCGAAUACUUGGCCGGGGUGGUUCUGGUGUGGUAUAUAAGGGAGUGCUGCAAAAUGGAGAAAUGGUUGCUGUGAAGAAAAUUGUGUCCUCAUUAAUGCCAGGUCUGCAGAAGCAAUUUGAAAAUGAAGUCUAUCAUCUUAUGAUGCUUAAGCACCCCAAUAUAGUUCGGUGUGUAGGCUACUGCUAUGAAAUACAAAAUGCAUGCUUAGAGUACAACGGGAAGUUUGUUUUCGCAGAAAUGGCAGAAAGGUUGCUUGUCUUAGAGUAUCUGCCCAAUGGAAGCCUCGAUAAGUAUCUAUCAGAUGAAUCUUCUGGGCUUGGUUGGAGCACACGCUACCAAAUAAUAAAGGGGAUUUGCUAUGGUUUAUGUCAUCUUCAUGAGCAAAUUGAUAAGCCCAUUCUUCAUUUGGACCUAAAACCGGCCAAUAUAUUGCUUGAUGAAAAAAUGGAGCCGAAAAUUACAGACUUCGGUCUGUCCAGAUUGCUUGAUCAAGAACAAACUAUUUGCACUUCAUCUCGUGAUGGAACAUUUGGUUACAUGGCACCAGAAUUCCUACACGGAGGUACCAUUACACCAAAGUCAGACAUAUUCAGUCUCGGUGUAAUAAUAUUGGAGGUAAUAACGGGACACAGGGAGUACGUGGAUGUUACUAAUACAUCUCCUGACGACUUCAUCGAGCUUACACUUAGAAAAUGGAGGAAUAUGUUAAAGAGAACACCGAGAAAUAUACCCCUAGAAAUGGAAUGCCAACAAAUUGAAAGAUGCAUUGAGAUAGGUCUAAUAUGCGUGAGUCUAGAGCGCAUGGAAAGGCCUCCAAUAACAAAAGUUAUCAAUAUGAUUCAAGAACUUGAUUGCAGUACUACCGCAUCAUCAGUUGCAGAGCCACAGACCGGCUCAACCCCGGGGCUCAGUCAGCAAAUAUCUGUUGACCUCGUAGCAAGGUAUGAGGACUUGGGGAGCAUUUUCGCAGGAAAAUUGCCACCAACGUUGUCGAACCUAGAACAUGCCCAGGCUCUGCAAAAAGGCCGGCUCCGUCACUGGACAUUACCUGGAUUUUUCAAAUCUACCAUAACAGUAGAUUCUAUGCCGAAAAGUUUGCCAAAGCUAAGUCGCCAGGAGCUUCGAGUAGCCUGUGAGGAUUUUAGCAACAUUAUUGUCUCACCUCCGGAGACUCUAGUCUACAAAGGCACCAUGAAGGAUGGACGUGAGUUUUCUCUGAUAUCAUCACAGGCUGGACGUCAUUGGAGUAGCCAGCAUGAACUAUUUUACAAAAACAAGGUUAUUUUUCUGGCAAGAUUGAUUCAUGAGAAUAUAGCCACGUUUCUGGGCUAUUGCAGCGAAAGUAAACCGUUUGACAGAAUGAUAGCCUUUGAAUACUCAUCAAAUGGUACCAUUUACGAGCAUCUACACUAUGGGGAAAAAACCCAAUUAUCUUGGGACACACGAAUGAAGAUAGCCAUUGGUAUUGCCCAAGGAUUAAGGUAUUUGCACACUGAGUUGCAGCCUCCAUUUCCUCUAUCAGAACUGAAUUCGAGUUCAGUUUAUCUUACAGAAGAUUUUACUCCAAAGCUUUUUGAUUUCGAAUGCUAUAAAAUAAUGUUCUCAAAACUUGAUACGACAAUCGGCCAACAUGCUGACAUCCAAGGCAAUACAUUUUCCUUUGGUGUGAUUUUACUGGAGAUCGUAAGUGGACAACUUCCCUAUUGCAAGGAAAAAGGACAUUUGGUUGACUGGGCUAUGAAGUACCUCCAGCAGCCUGAGGAUAUCCGAAAGCUAGUCGACCCCGAGUUGACAUACGUACGGACAGAGGACCUGGUGGUGAUCUGCAGCGUGGCGAGUCGCUGCAUACAUCCUGACGCAUCGAAGCGACCGUCGAUGCAGAUCAUUGCAGGAGUGCUGGAGACCGGCAUCGUCCUGUCUGCGGCCGGCCUUAUCAAGGAGUCCUCUUUGGAAUACGCUGAGCUUGCUUUGUCGGCGUUCAAUACCUUUAGACCUCAGUCCCACUGUCCCGCCCCCGAUCCAGAAACGCCCGGCGCCGCCAUCGUCGGUCACGCCUGCAGCACCCUUUCUGUCGCCACCGAUCUAAGAUCCCGCGGCCUGAUCCGCUCCACCGUGACCCGGGACGCCACUGAGAAGUUGCACCUGCCGAUGCACGUCGUGGCCAGCGGCGGUGUUCAAGUACCACACUGA
Lolium rigidum is the source of this 2733-nucleotide messenger RNA. RefSeq lists its product as uncharacterized. The transcript is spliced from 11 exons. The record is from RefSeq and is a predicted model, not a curated record. The coding region runs from base 1 to 2733 and encodes 910 amino acids. NCBI's taxonomy places the organism in Eukaryota, Viridiplantae, Streptophyta, Magnoliopsida, Poales, Poaceae. Gene Ontology annotation, molecular function: ATP binding; protein kinase activity. Gene Ontology annotation, biological process: protein phosphorylation.